Messenger RNA from Danio rerio (zebrafish), 640 nucleotides. RefSeq names its product splicing factor 3b, subunit 5 (gene sf3b5). NCBI's taxonomy places the organism in Eukaryota, Metazoa, Chordata, Actinopteri, Cypriniformes, Danionidae. Gene Ontology annotation, biological process: mRNA splicing, via spliceosome. The record is from RefSeq and is marked validated. Gene Ontology annotation, cellular component: U2 snRNP; nucleus; precatalytic spliceosome.
CAGCGCUUUCCACCAGAGCGGAACUCUUGACUGCAGUGAUAUUUUCCACACAUACAGAUUUCAGAGUAACUAUUUCCGGUCCGGUUGAAGUCACCUCGCACAGCCAUUGUGUACAAUAACUGCUGGGGGAAUCAUUCAUUCGUUUUUCCAUAAAACAUCACAGUUUUUCAUUAUAGAGGGAGAGGUUUUCUAAUCGAAGAUGACAGACCGUUACAACAUCCACAGCCAGCUGGAGCAUCUCCAGUCCAAAUACAUUGGCACGGGCCACGCGGACACCAGCAAGUGGGAAUGGCUGGUUAACCAGCACAGAGACUCGUACUGCUCCUACAUGGGUCAUUUCGACCUUCUCAACUACUUCGCCAUCUCAGAGAACGAGAGCAAGGCUCGGGUGCGCUUUAACCUAAUGGAAAAGAUGCUGCAGCCCUGCGGCCCUCCAGCUGACAAACCUGAAGAUGCCUAGCACACUUUGGCUGAAUUCAUACUGCUGCUGAAGAGAUGUGCAGAAAGAUCAUAUGGACUCAUGCUGGUUGUUUAAGAACCAGUCUAUGUCUACCUGUCUGUUUUUUUUAAUGCUGUAAUUUUUUGUGAUAUUUUUUUUUUUGUAUUGUUGAAAAAAAUAAAGUUGAUACUCUUACACACA